AUGGAAUUAAGAGUAGGAGGAAAGUAUAAGUUCACGAAGAAAUUAGGCAAUGGAGCCUUUGGAGAUAUCUAUUCUGGAGUUAAUAUUAAGACAAAUGAGGAUGUAGCUAUAAAACUGUUGCAAUAUGAAGCUAAACUAUAUAAAGUUUUCGAAGGUGGAGGUAAAAUUUUCAUUUAAAUUCUUCUAGUUGGACUAUCUACUGUUCAUUACUUUGGAGUUGAGGGAGAUUAUAAUGUAAUGGUGAUGGAUAUCUUAGGUCCAAGUCUUGAGAACUUGUUUUAAUUUUGUGAAAGAUAGUUCUCUUAUAAGACUAUAAUGAUGAUGCUAAUUCAGUGCAUUGAAAGAGUCGAAUUCCUACAUUCAAGAGAUUUUAUCCACAGAGAUAUCAAACCUGAAAAUUUCCUGAUUGGAGUUGGAAAGAAAGCACAUUUAGUGUAUACUAUUGAUUUCGGAUUAGCAAAGAGAUAUAAGGAUCCGAAAACAGGUUCUCACAUUGUAUUUAAAGAAGGAAAAGGUCAAACUGGAACUGCCAGAUAUGCUAGCUUAAAUAUGCAUUUGGGAUAUGAGCUCUCUCGAAGGGAUGAUUUAGAAGCAGUUGGAUACAUGAUAGCAUAUUUUGUUAGAAAAGGGAAUUUACCUUGGAUGGGAUUAAAAGCUAAGACUAAAAAAGAUAAGAAUGAUGUUAUAACAAACUCCAAGGCAUUAACUACAUUCGAGGAGUUAUUUGAAGGUCAUCCUGUGGAACUUAUGAAGUAUAUGAAGUAUUCUAGGGCACUUGCAUUUGAUUAGAAACCUGACUACUCUUACUUGAAGAAAAUGCUUGAAGGCUACUUAUAAAAAAAUGGAUACGAUGAUGAUUAAAACUUUGAUUGGGUCUUAAGAAGACAGUAAAAAGUCAGAGAUUUAAAUCCCUAAUUAGCUAUUCAAGAGGAGGAAUAAAAAUUGGAAUCAGGUAGAAAUGGAAGUAAAUCUCCAACUAAAAGAUAGGGCUCUUAAGGCCUUUCUACAGGGAGUUUAGCGACUCUUUAAAAGAAAAAUAAUAUUUAGAACGGAGGUCGUAAUUAGAGUGUUCCAGGAAGAAAUCCUAGAGGUCUUGAUGGGUAAAUUAAAUCAAAGCCUACGAUGAGUUAGGCAACUAAUCCAAAUCUUAAUGAAAAAGAUGUUAUCAGCCCUAAAAAAGAAGGAAUCUCUCUCGAUGGAAAGGAUAAAACUCCCAAAGAACCAGAAACUGAGAAGUAAUAAAGAGAUAAAAAAAGGAAAGAAUAACUUAGUGAUAUUCUUGUAAAAGAAGAUCAAACAGCUAUUAAAUCUAAGAAAAAAGGUAAAGAGGAAAGUAAAUCGAAAAAGAAAAAGAAAUAAAAGGAUGAUGAAUCACCAAAGAAAAAAGGUAAUAUUUAGGAUUAAAUUAAGCAAUAAAAAUGA
This is a messenger RNA of Stylonychia lemnae, 1422 nucleotides long. The record is from the annotation of a GenBank genome assembly. Lineage: Eukaryota; Ciliophora; Spirotrichea; Sporadotrichida; Oxytrichidae.